AUGGAUGAUGACAAUCAUUCGAUUGAUUCCCCUGCUCAGAGUAAUCCAGGAACUCCAUUGCCAAGUAAUCCGGGUACUCCACGUAAUGACAAAAAUGAUGACAUUGCUCUUGUUACAUCCACGUCUUGUUAUCCCGCACCUCAGACAAGUGGAUCGGGAUCUUCACGUCAACAACCAAAGCCAAAGUAUUCCCAACUUCUUGCAAUCAUUGAAGAAUUGGGUAAAGACAUACGUCCUACAUAUGCUGGAAGUAGGAGUUCCGCCGAAAGACUAAAACGUGGUAUAAUCCAUGCUCGUAUUCUAGUAAGAGAGUGCUUAAUGGAAACUGAGAGAAAUGCUAGAUCUUGA
Messenger RNA from Parasteatoda tepidariorum (common house spider), 348 nucleotides. RefSeq names its product cyclin-dependent kinase 2-associated protein 1. Gene Ontology annotation, cellular component: cytoplasm; nucleus. NCBI's taxonomy places the organism in Eukaryota, Metazoa, Arthropoda, Arachnida, Araneae, Theridiidae. The record is from RefSeq and is a predicted model, not a curated record.